UUCCGUAUUGUUCAUCUCUUGCUUCUUUUGGAGUUUUCCUUUUUCCCAUUGAAAAAGAGAAAGCAAUAUACGCAGGGCAGCUACUUCUCUGCAAAUUAUCCCAAAAUUAGGCCCCCAAUCCCAAUGCAUAACGCUUUCCAAUCCAAUCCACCAACCCCACCUACAAUCCUUUUUUCCUAACUCGAAAUCAAAAUGCCAGAUUUCCCUCAUUUUGCCCCAGAAUCUCUCUUGCAGAAAUCUUGAUGUGAUGGCGCUGCUGCUAAUCUAGAAUUACAUGGCAAAUAUUCACACACUGGUGGCUUCUGUGAAUAAGCUCUACCUCUCUACUGACACCACCAACAAGCUUCACUGCUACGAUACCUUUGACGCUUUUGCCAGACGAAGAAGCGACCACAAGAAGAGGAAAAGCUGCAACUUUGAUUAUCUGAGUGGUGGCCCAGCUAGGGUUUCUGGGGUUGGCCACUCCUGGAGAUUGUCUGCUGCAACGGAGCUUCCUGUUGUUCAGGAAAGCUCUAGUAAAAACAUCAAUGGGCCGAAUCAGGCCCCCUGCAUUGAAAUCCCCGUCACUUGCUACCAGAUUAUUGGUGUUCAUGAUCAAGCGGAGAAAGAUGAAAUUGUCAAGUCGGUGAAUGAUCUGAGAAAUGCAGAGAUUGAAGAAGGAUACACUAAAGAUGCUGUUAAUUCCCGUCAGGCUCUUCUAAUGGAUGUGAUGAACAAGCUUCUAUUUGAACCAGAAUAUGCUGGAAAUUUCAAAGAUAAGCAACCCCCUAGAUCAUCUCUUAAAAUCCUUUGGGCUUGGUUGCCUGGUGCUUUAUGCCUUCUUCAGGAGGUUGGAGAAGAGAAGAUUGUGCUAGAAAUUGGACGAGAAGCCCUGCAACAUCCAGAAUCAAAGCCAUUUGCACAUGAUUUGCAUCUGUCUAUGGCCCUCGCAGAGUGUGCAAUUGCAAAAGUUGGCUUUGAGAAGAACAACAUUGCUCAAGGAUUUGAAGCCCUUUUCCAUGCUCAAUUUCUUCUGAGGAGUAAGAUUUCUCUUGCGAAGAUGAUGCUGUUGUCUCAGAUAGAAGAGUCUUUGAAAGAGCUUGCUCCAGCCUGCACAUUGGAUCUGUUGGGAAUGCCUCAUACACCUGAAAAUGCUGAAAGAAGACUUGGUGCAAUUGGAUCUCUACGUGAAUUGCUGAGACAGGGUCUGGAUGUUGAAAUUUCAUGCCAAGUUCAAGACUGGCCUUGCUUUCUGAAUCAAGCACUUAAAAAACUCAUGGCUACGGAAAUAGUUGAACUUGUACCUUGGGAUAGUUUAGCUCUUACAAGGAAGAAUAGAAAGUCGCUCGAAUCGCAGAAUCAAAGAAUUGUCAUUGAUUUCAAUAGCUUCUAUGUGGUGUUGUUAGCUCAUAUAGCCCUUGGAUUUUCAGGCAAGCAAACAGGCCUGAUUAACAAGGCAAAGUCAAUCUGUGAAUGUUUAAUAGCUUCAGAAGGCAUUGAUUUAAAAUUUGAGGAGGCCUUUUGUUCUUUCCUACUUGGGCAGGGUGAUGAAGCAACAGCUGUUGAAAGACUAAGGAAGCUUGAACUCAAUUCAAGACCUAGUUCACAAAAUUCACUGCAAAUCAAAGAAACCAGAGAAGCUCCGGGUGCAGAUAAACCUCUGGAAACAUGGUUGAAAGAAUCUGUGCUUGGCUUGUUUCCAGAUACCCAGGAUUGUUCCCCAUCUUUGGCCGACUUCUUUAUUGGUGAAAAAAGACCUUCUGGAAACAGACAGAAUAAAAGAGCUCCUCCAGCUUCAUCCACCAAUAGGCACAGAUCAAUUGUUGGUGCUCUUCUACUGGAUCAACGAGAUGGAGAGCCAGUUUCAAGCACAGAGUCUUCAAGGCAUCUUGGCCCAGCUGUCAAGCAGCUUGCCCCUCCUAAUUUGCAAAAUUAUCUGAUAGAGGCCAAGGCCAUUAGUGGAAGCAAUGUUGGUUGUUCACCAUCUAUCCAAUUUAAAAGAACUUUAGGUUCUAAGCAGGGUGGAGCCUGGAAAUUUUGGUUGGGCUUCAGUCAUGUGCUUGGAAAGACGAUGUAUGCUACAGCAUUGGGCUGCAUCUUGGUUGCUGUAUGCAAAGUAAUUAACAUGCAAGUUUGGAGAAUAGGAAAGAUAUCUAGAUGGAGGAUGGGUGAACGAAAAAUUGAAGCAAGCUCCCCUAUGUGGACUGAUUCUUCUACCGAUCCAAGUUACAGACGUGCAACAAGUAAGCAAAAUGGUAUUAUGAGAAAGCUCAAGAAAGUCCUAUCAAUCGUUAAAAUGCAGUCUGAAGACUGCCCAGAAUCUGCAGAUCUGCAAACUGCUUCGCUCUCUUCUGGCUUUUCAUCUCCAAUCAUAUCAACAUAUAGGCAGCCGAUGCCGGUUGAAGAUGCUGAGACUCUUGUCAAGAGAUGGCAAGCAAUCAAAGCUGAAGCACUUGGGCCUGACCAUGAUAUUCACUGCCUUUUUGAAAUUCUUGAAGGAUCAAUGCUUGUUCAGUGGCAAGCAUUGGCUGAUGCAGCAAAAGCAAGGUCUUGUUUUUGGAGAUUCGUUUUGUUGCAAUUGACAGUCGUACAUGCGGACAUAUUGAAAGAUGGGACUGGAAGGGAAAUGGCAGAAAUAGAAGUUCUUUUGGAGGAGGCGGCUGAACUUGUAGAUGAAACCCAGCCUAAAAAUCCAACUUACUACAGCCCAUAUAAAAUACGGUAUCUUCUGAAGAGGCAGGAUGAUGGAUCAUGGAGGUUCUGUGAAGGUGAUAUCCGAACACCCUCAUGACCACUGAUCAAAGACUAAUCUCGGACAUACUUGGUUUUGAUCAACAGAUGUUCUUCGUCAACCCAUUUCUUUAUACCUGUACAUGGUUUCCUGAAGCUGACUCUAAAUUUCAAUGAAGAAGGUAGAGCCCCAUCAAGACUUUCCCCUUUCUCUCACUUCUUUUUUCAUUUUCCUUAGCCAGUUGUGUACUUAGCAGAACUAGUUAGGAAUAUUCCAUUUAUUGUUUCUUUCUCACCCUGCCAUCAGCAACGACUAUUGGGAAUGGCAGUCUUGUUAUUUAGGCGGUAUAGACAGUUGAAAUUGUAUUUGUUUCAGCAUUGCUUAAUUAGGUAAUCGGCCUUCGUCUUGCUAAUGCUUAUGUCUAAGACUAAGGUAGGAUACAGUAGUAAGUUUUGGUAUGAGAUGUAUGCUAAAUUUAAGUGCAAACUCUGGAUUAGGCUUAUUUAUACAAAUGCAGCUUCCCUUUA
Sesamum indicum (sesame) is the source of this 3237-nucleotide messenger RNA. RefSeq names its product plastid division protein (gene PARC6). The record is from RefSeq and is a predicted model, not a curated record. Gene Ontology annotation, cellular component: chloroplast inner membrane. Gene Ontology annotation, biological process: chloroplast fission. Lineage: Eukaryota; Viridiplantae; Streptophyta; Magnoliopsida; Lamiales; Pedaliaceae.